Molecule: messenger RNA, 1769 nt
Organism: Bombus pascuorum
Lineage: Eukaryota; Metazoa; Arthropoda; Insecta; Hymenoptera; Apidae
Exons: 4
Coding region: 139-891 (250 amino acids)
Source: RefSeq, a predicted model, not a curated record
UAGAUUUAUAUCAGCAAUACCGACAGACUGUACAGUUUACGUGUGACAUCUGGAUUACUAUCAUAUAUCGGUGACAUUUGUUUCCUAUAGAAGAAGAAGAAGCAGGGAGAAGAAGAAGAGAGAAAAUACAUUUAUAAAAUGUUGCAAAAGAAAGUUGAGCGAUUUCUCAGUGUGCUGUAUAUUUCCAGUGUAAUUACAUCGUUUACAUCGAUGAUUUGCAUAGCCAUCCUUUGGAAACACUGGACAUUCAUUUUGGAUGUUUGUAUUAGCAUCGAUUGCGGUUGUAUAUUAUACUCUAAAAACACCUUCAGUACUUUUGUGGGGGGUAAUGGAAACCUCUGCAAAUUUGGUGUAUACGGCUUGGUACCAACGGCUGUACUGAAUUUAUGUCUUGCCGGAUAUCAUGGAUAUAGAGGUUAUUUAAGGAAGGAAUCAAAUGUACGAACCAACAAUGAUAAUAGCAGAGUGUUCGAAAUCAGAGAGCCAUCAACAGUAGAGGAGAGACCCAGACAAAGAGUAACGGCGUACCAAAAAUGGAUGCCUUUUGUCUUUCUUGCGAUAUUACUUGCCUGUUUAUCAUUGUCUCAUGCAAUAAUAGUAACUGAUGGUUAUUUUCAAACUUGCGACCAUUAUAGGGUUAUGCUGAUACAAAUUUUAGGUUCAACUGGACGCGAAGCCGAGGUUAUUCACCGUAGACUUUCUUGCGGAGCAAUCUUUGAUUUUAUGGAUUAUUUACAGCCGAAUGACUCCGCCUGGAAUCGCGCUAAACCGCCUGACUCUGGUGUCAUGCUUCGAUUAGCUAUUGCUUUUACUUGGUACAAUUUUAUUUCUUGGACGGUCGCCUUCAUGUUAUACUAUAUCAUGGCGCGUAGAAAAUUGUGCUUUUUUUGAAAUUUAACAACAACUUCCCAAUAUCGCGAAUCUCGCUUAAUUAAAUUUUAAAUGAUGCACGCGCACUCCUGUUCAUUCGUUGACGAGAUAUCGAUAAAUAAUAUGAAAUAAUAUACAUGUUUUUAUUACAUUUUUAUACAUAUUUAUAAAAACAAAAAAAAAUCGUAUCUUGUUUUUUUUAAUAUUAUGUCGACUAUCAUAUUUUCCGAGACUGUGUUAAGUAAUAUAUGCAAUACUGCGAUACCUGUCGUUUGGUUUCACUUGUGUUUAUUUUAUGCACUCGUUCGAGUAUUAUUUUAAGUACAGUACAAUCUACUAAAGUCUGCUACAAUUUAAUAUGUAUAUAGUUUGUAAUCAUCUCUCUUUACUUUUUGUAGCUACAUAACGAAACAUUUUACUUAUACAUUGUAUGGUCGUUGAAAUCAUCUUACGCAUAAAUAGGCAUGUAUCAUUACUCUAAAAACAUUACGAAAAUUGUUUAAUGAAACGAAUAAACCUUAUGGUAUUUGUGUUUUUUCUUUCUUCAACACCUUUUCUUUGAUUAAAAUAAAGGAAGGUAAGAGAGGGAAAAGUCAUACAAUUCUAUAUUCGGUGUUUUUUAUCUUUUCUCGUUGAAGAAAACUGCAAAUAUUUUAUCUUUGUCUUGUGUCUUCAAUUACUCUUAAAUUGUAAAAAGGGCAGUAAUAGUAAAUUUUGUUCAAUCGCCGUUUUCAAUUUUGUCAUUGCCGUUAAACAGGGAGAAAAGCUACGCGAUAUUAUACACACAUAAUGGCUCACGAAAGUAUCCGAACGCUUAUAUUAGCGAACUCCAAGGAAAAAUAUGAGGAUUAUAAAAUGUUAAAUAUCAUAAUUGAAUAAAGAUCGUAUACAAAUAAGAA